AUGUCUGCAACCUUGUGUCAGGUGAUGGGGUUUGUGGUCGGUCUGCUGGGGGUGGCAGGAAUUACUGCAUGCACGGGAAUGGAUAUGUGGAGUACAGAAGACCUGUCCGACAAUCCUGUAACAGCCAUCAAUACUUACGCUGGUCUGUGGAGGUCUUGUGUGCGACAAAGCUCAGGAUUCACUGAAUGCCGACCAUAUUUCACCAUCCUAGGCCUGCCAGGUCUUUUUCAAGCAGUGAGGGCACUUAUGAUUGUAGGAAUUGUUCUUGGAGUCAUUGCCACUAUGAUUGGCAUUUUUGCCCUAAAAUGUCUAAAAAUAGGUAACAUGGAGGACAAUGUAAAGGCAACUAUGACACUGACUACAGGGAUUAUGUUUGCUCUCUCUGGAAUCUGUGCUAUAGCUGGAGUAUCUAUCUUUGCAAAUCUCAUUGUUACUAACUUUAUGAUGACUACAUGGAGCUCAAGUGCAGGUGGACCUGGAGGUUUCGGUAAUUCUGGAUUUAUAGGCUCACCUCUGACUCCGAGAUACACCUUUGGCUCUGCCUUGUUUGUAGGAUGGGUGGGCGGAGCUCUUUUGGUCGUGGGUGGGGUUUUGAUGUGCGUUGCUUGUCGCUCCAUGAUGCCUGAGAAACAGCGAUACGAGACUGCAGCUUAUAAAGCAGCAACCUACCGGUCAGAGGACAAAUCCAAAAACUACAACGACUCCUACAAAGCUCAGAGUACAGUAGCAGCCCCCAACCAAAAAUAUGAUUAUGUGUGA
Molecule: messenger RNA, 759 nt
Organism: Triplophysa dalaica
Lineage: Eukaryota; Metazoa; Chordata; Actinopteri; Cypriniformes; Nemacheilidae
Product: claudin-18-like
Exons: 5
Coding region: 1-759 (252 amino acids)
Biological process (GO): bicellular tight junction assembly; cell adhesion
Cellular component (GO): plasma membrane; bicellular tight junction
Molecular function (GO): structural molecule activity
Source: RefSeq, a predicted model, not a curated record